This is a messenger RNA of Penicillium samsonianum, 432 nucleotides long. RefSeq lists its product as uncharacterized. The transcript has a single exon. Lineage: Eukaryota; Fungi; Ascomycota; Eurotiomycetes; Eurotiales; Aspergillaceae. The record is from RefSeq and is a predicted model, not a curated record. Bases 1 to 432 code for a protein of 143 amino acids.
AUGCUUGAAUACUCCGACGAUGACAAGAUUACACCUGAGCCCGAUUACCCUGACACAUUCAACAGCCAAAUGCGAGUCUGGAGCAAAUACCUCCAUACCCCGGAUCCCAUGUGCGCCAAAUCGGAAGAUUCAGCCCCAGGUGGUGUAUUGGCCUUCUCUGUGUCCGACGCAGAUGCAAAGAUCAAGGAAUUCUGCAGUAAUUCGAAGCUCUACAAUACGGUACUCACUAGUCUUAUCAGCACAGGCACUAUACAGACUAAAGAUGGCAGGGGCAAGGCUCUCGGGAUAAGUGGGAGCUAUGAUAUUAACGGUGGCACGGACAAGCUAUGGCUUGGCGCCAACUCUGCCAGUGGGUCUUGCACGGGGAUGGAGACCUGGCCACCUAGAGGAAACGGCCUCCGUGAUACGGACCUUUUGCAUGAACCAAUUUGA